Molecule: messenger RNA, 588 nt
Organism: Phytophthora nicotianae INRA-310
Lineage: Eukaryota; Oomycota; Peronosporomycetes; Peronosporales; Peronosporaceae
Exons: 2
Coding region: 1-588 (195 amino acids)
Source: RefSeq, a predicted model, not a curated record
AUGAACCUCCUAAUUCUCACCGCGGCACUUUUCGCAGCACUGGUUGCUUGUGCUACGGCAAGUAUCGGUCACGGCAAAGUUCAACCGUUUCCUCAAGUCAUGCCAGUCACAAUCUCUGAUAAGGCUGCCAUCAAAUUCAAGCCACAACUGUUCACCCCGGAAUACGUUUGCGUGCCUUAUCCUGCCGUUGAUGCUGCGGGGGAGACUACUGGUGGGCUCAAGGGGACGAAAAGAAAUGAUGCGUGCAAGUAUGCUCCUUUGGGCUCUCAAGUCUAUGGUCGAGCUAAGGAUUUGUGGGCCAUCAUAGUGUGGAUUGACAAUCCCGAAUUUGAGACGCCUAAGGUUGCUGCGGUCUCCAUGUCCAAGUCCGACGCGAAAUACACCACGAAUGUCAAAAUAUUGCCAGAGUAUUAUGCUGGAUACCGAAUAUGGGGGUCGAAAAGUACUGCUGGCGUCUCCAACACGUCUCCUCGAUUCCAAUAUGUUACAGAUAUUGGCAUUGCGAAUGUACAGGUGUCUCUAGAAGAUGGCGAGUACCAGGACUUGACAAGUGGGAUCAACUCACGGACGCGGCUCGUGUUGCUUUAA